Molecule: messenger RNA, 2868 nt
Organism: Panicum virgatum (switchgrass)
Lineage: Eukaryota; Viridiplantae; Streptophyta; Magnoliopsida; Poales; Poaceae
Product: zinc finger MYM-type protein 1-like
Exons: 2
Coding region: 180-2699 (839 amino acids)
Molecular function (GO): protein dimerization activity
Source: RefSeq, a predicted model, not a curated record
CAUCGGAUAUUUCCUCCUCAAGUGCAAACGAUGUUCUUCUGAAGGAAAGGUCCCAACGAUGUUCAGACUUCAGAGAGCUUCAAGGCUCUAGCGGAGCCCGCAGCGGGUGGCAGGCCGGCAGCCAGCGGCGCGCCGAGUACUGCCUUCAAUUCAAGCAAGCCAGCAGCCCAGCGAGCAAGAUGAAGAAGAAGCAUGUUAGCAUAGUUGCAUUGUGGGAGAAAGCUGCAAAGGCCAAAAAAACAGCAUCCACAUCCACACCAAAUGCUGUUGAGAUUGAGAGUAAUGAGAGCAAUGUGCAGUUAGCACUUGUGCCACUGCCAGCGCAGAAUGAUGGUGAAAAAAAUGGUGAAGCUCCCCAGCCGGACAGAGGCUCCCCAACUCCAAUUGUAGAAGAAACUGCAAGUGAUGAAGAGGUUGAGAUGUCUGAAAUUAGAGUAGAUUUGGAAGCGCUUGAGCAUGAUCCUGGGAAGCGGAUUCCCAUCUCAAGGUAUGAUGUCAAUGACCGAGAUAGUGUUAGAAGGAGAUAUAUUGAGUUAGGGCCAUGUCAACCAAAAAAUCAUGAUUUCAAAUACAGAGAUAUAGGUGGUCAUCCACGUCGCUUUUGCCCUGUUUGGUUUAAGGAGAAUAAAUGGCUUGAGUAUAGUGUAGAAAAAGGUGCUGCCUUUUGCUUUAUUUGCUAUUUAUUCAAGGAUAGAAUAAAAUGUCCUGGUGGAGAUACAUUUGUGAAUGGUGGAUGGAGGAACUGGAACCUAAAAUCAAGAUUGAAAAAACAUAUUGGUGGUGUCACUAGUGCUCAUGCUGAAGCGCAAGAAAAAUAUGAUAGGUUCACUACACCAAGAACAUCAAUUCGGGAAUCUUUUGCUUCUAACACCACCGAGUACAAAGCUUUAUAUGUACUCCGUUUGACAUGGACACUAAAGUGCUUGAGAUUUUUGUUGCGCCAAGGCUUGGCAUUUAGAGGGCAUGAUGAAAGUGAACAGUCACUGAACAAAGGAAAUUUUCUUGAGCUCUUAAAUUGGCUUGCAGGAAAUUUUGAUGAGGUUGACAAGGUGGUUCUAAGGAAUGCUCCACAAAAUUGUAAGAUGACAUGCCAUGAAAUACAACAUGAGCUCAUUAAGUGUUGUGCCCAAGAAACUACUAAGCUAGUAAUUGAAGAACUUGGUGGUCAACAUUUUGCAAUACUUGCUGAUGAGUCUGCUGAUGUGUACCAGAAUGAGCAGCUAGCUGUUUGCUUGCGUUAUGUUGAUAAAAAAGGACGAGCAGUUGUCAGGUUUCUUGGUAUUGCCCAUGUUGAAGAUACUAGUGCUCUGACACUUAAGGCUGCAGUGGAGCAUAUGCUUAUGAAGUAUAAUUUGACCUUGGCGAUGGUUCGUGGGCAAGGAUACGAUGGAGCUAGCAAUAUGAAAGGUAAUGCUAAUGGGCUGAAGAAACUAAUUAUGGAUGAGUCUCCAUAUGCUUAUUAUGUUCAUUGCUUUGCUCAUCAGCUGCAAUUAACUAUGGUUGCUGUUGCUAAGGAGAGUGGGGAUUGCACAUGGUUUUUUGGACAGCUUGGUAUCUUGUUAAAUGUUCUUAGCAAUUCUUGUAAAAAGAUGAGAAUGCUUCGAAUGGCUCAGGCUGAGGAACUAAUUGAUGCAUUAGAGUUGGAGGAAGUAGAAACUGGGAGGGGUUUGAAUCAAGAAAUGGGUUUGGGAAGGCCAUGUGAUACUCGUUGGGGCUCUCACUACAAAACUGUGAUGCAUGUUAUCUCUAUGUAUCCUGCAAUCCGACGUGUUCUAGUGAAAAUUGGAAAAGAGUAUACUACAGCGGAGGCCCAAGCAGCUAUGACUAUGUUGACAUCGUUUCGGUCAUUUGAGUUUGUAUUCAUGGCACACUUGAUGCAAGAAAUAUUUGGUUAUACCGAGGACUUGAGUAGAGCUUUGCAAAAGAAAGAUCAAGAUAUUGUGAAUGCUAUGGAGCUUGUUGAUCUUACAAAGUUUCAUUUGCAAUGCUUGCGGGAAGAGGAAGGAUGGAAUGGUUUUCUUGAGAGGGUCACUUCUUUUUGUGUGAAGUACAAUAUUAAAGUUGUUGACAUGGAGGGUCCUUAUUAUCCUGUUGGUAGACCUAAAAGAGGGUUCUAUAAUGGUGCAAUGAACUAUCAUCGCUUCCAUGUUGAUAUGUUUGUGAGUGUCAUUGAUAGGCAACUUCGAGAACUGAAUGACAGAUUUGAUGAGGUAAACACAGAACUACUUUCUUGCAUGGCAGCAUUUAGUCCACUUAAUUCAUUUGCUGCUUAUGAUCAAGUCAAGUUGGUUACACUUGCUACAAAGUUUUAUCCUAAGGAUUUCACAACCGAGGAAUUAUCGAAACUUCCAUGGCAGCUUACUAUGUACAUUUCUCAUGUUCGUAGAGAUGAAAGGUUUAAAAAUUUGAAGAACCUAUGUGAGCUUUCAGUUAAGCUUGUGGAGACAGAAAAAGAUGAUCAAUAUCAUGUUGUUUACAAGCUUCUUAAGUUGGUGCUAAUUCUUCCCGUAGCCACCGCUAGUGUUGAAAGAGUGUUUUCCACGAUGAAUUUUGUGAAGAAUAAGCAAAGGAACAAAAUGGGUGAUCAAUAUUUGAACAAUUGCUUGGUUACUUUUAUCGAGAGAGAAUUCUUUAGUCAAGUGAAAGAUCAGGAUAUCAUCAAUCUCUUCCAACAAGGGGAUCGUAGGGUUAUAUUGUAGUAUCAUUUACUGUUUUGUAAUAUUUUUAAAUUAUCCAUGUUCAAAACUUGUACUUUGCUUAUUAUUAUGGAUUUGCUAUGACCGUUAUAACUUAUUGUUCAUUAUGUUGCGUAUUAGCUGUGAUUGUUUUUAUAUAUUUGGCAUACCCAUCCGCAAAUUCCUGGCUCCG